CUGCGUGCAACAAUGGCGACUUCGGUAGCUUCAGCGCAUUCGGCAGGAGAGGGCCUAGAUGCCGAAAAAAAAAACAGAUUCCAAGUGGAGCUUGAGUUCGUCCAGUGUCUUGCUAAUCCACAUUAUUUGAAUUAUGUCAUCAAAGAGCAUGUAAACACACUCAGAUUCCACUCAUGCACGGAUAAGAAACACUUCCCUCUCUGGACUCAACUGACCCAACGGCAUGAUUUCAAAGUAAAAUCAUCGACUACAGUCUGCAGCAACCACUUUAAAUACGGCCAGCCAUAUCCUGAUGAACUUCACCCAUCUUUAUUUUUGAGAGGAUACGACCUUCCUGAGACACUGAAAAGAGCACCGGUGAAGAGUCGAGCAUUGGAUCUCACUACACCACUGCCGGCCAUCUGAGAAAAUCAAAACC
Molecule: messenger RNA, 418 nt
Organism: Patiria miniata (bat star)
Lineage: Eukaryota; Metazoa; Echinodermata; Asteroidea; Valvatida; Asterinidae
Exons: 3
Coding region: 13-405 (130 amino acids)
Biological process (GO): regulation of DNA-templated transcription
Cellular component (GO): mediator complex
Molecular function (GO): transcription coregulator activity
Source: RefSeq, a predicted model, not a curated record